Messenger RNA from Paralichthys olivaceus (Japanese flounder), 3062 nucleotides. The record is from RefSeq and is a predicted model, not a curated record. Lineage: Eukaryota; Metazoa; Chordata; Actinopteri; Pleuronectiformes; Paralichthyidae.
GACUCUUUAAAUCUUCCUUCCAGCCCCACGGUGAACACCACCCUGAAAAGCCUGGGAGCGUUGUACCGUCGUCAGGGCAAACUGGAAGCAGCAGAGACUCUGGAGGAGUGCGCCAGCAAGUCACGUAAACAGGGCAUCGACGCCAUUAACCAGAGUAAAGUGGUGGAGCUGCUGAAGGACGGAGGAACCGGUGGGAGCGACAGACGACACAGCAGGGAAGGAAUCAACGGACCUGGGGGACAGCGGGGGGACAACGAAGGCGAUGACUCUGCUGAGUGGAACGGGGACGGUAACGGGUCUCUGCGUCGCAGCGGCUCCUUCGGGAAGAUUCGUGACGCUCUGAGGAGGAGCAGCGAGAUGCUGGUGAAGAAGCUGCAGGGGAGCGGACCUCAGGAACCUCGUAACCCAGGAAUGAAGAGAGCGAGCUCCCUCAACUUCCUCAACAAGAGCACUGAGGAGACCACACAGGACGCCAACUCCGGACUGUCAGACUGCAGGGGGCUCAGCGCCAGCAACGUGGACCUAUCCAGACGCAGCUCCCUGAUCGGCUAGAGCAGCGGCGGCACGGAGGAGGCACAGAGCGUCCCGGCGAGGGGAGGCUGGUUGCAGCUCGGUUUGAUCAAAACAAACACACCUAAAGCUUAAAGCAGAGUUUAAACACACGUCACCACACUGAAACAUAGUCCUGCUGCUUCACUGUACAAACGUCCGCCAUCGAUCAGAGAAUAUUUAGAUACUCGUUUCUAAGCAUGCUGCUCACUAGAACGUCUGCACCUGAGCGCCUCGUGUUCUUUGAUUCAAAGCACCGUAGCAAAACAUCGUAUCCACAAUGUGACGAGUCCGUUUCCUCCAUCUACUCGUGUGCAGACAUUUAGCCUUAGCUAGGCUAACAGGUAGCCCAGUUUCAGUUUGAGUUCAGAUCUGUGUAUUUCACUAGUAGCAUGAAAUAUUCACUGAUGCUAAACCUCGAAUAUCAGGCGGUAAAAUAAAAAGUCAAAUUUGAUUUUAAGUGUAAGAAAGAAACAAUUGUUUUCAUCAAAAACCACACUCUUCAUUUAAACCUCACUUUUUGCCUUGUUUUUUUAUGUAUAUACAGUUUUAAAUUAUUUGAUUUUUCAUUCUUUGUAUAUAGUGCAUAUUCUUUUUGUUUACACUUUAUUGGGCAAGAGUCUAGAAAAAUACUAAUCCGACGAGGAAGGAAGGAGAAAUAAAAGGAAAGUGAAGUUAUCAUUGGUUAAAUACCGAUAAAUGAAUUACCUCUCUGGAAUCCACUGACAUUCAGAAUAAGCUACCAUCGAGGUUUUAGUCUCACUGACAGAGCACUUUGAGCAAAUUACUGUAAACUGAGUCUGGAGCAGAUCAGGAGGAGAAAAUCAUUCUGCUUGUUAUUAAUGGAAGAGCUCAGAAUCCUUGUUCUCCUCGUCUGAACAAUCUCUGUCCGAAGCUGACAAACCAAUAAAUCCAUGUGUGUAACUUAAAGCUCCUUUAAACCAAGAAGACCAAAACAACAUCCUCAAUGGUUUUACUGUCCUCCGCAGAGUUUGGCAAAAACUGAAGCGUUUGCUUUCGUUCACGUGAGAAGAAGCAGAAUCGUUCUUUUUUCUCAAGUGAAAGGAACAAGCUGUCGUAGCGAUGCUUCAGGCAAAUCUGCUUUUUUCAAGUUAACUUAAAGGAAAGUUCAUUUGAAAGUAAAAUGACGCUCCUCUAAAUACUACCUAUGUUGUACGACAAGAUGAAUCAAACACAACAAUCAUUUCUUUCUUCUCCCGCUAAUGAAAAAGGUAAAAUGACCGUUAGUCUGAAUAUUAAUGAAGGAAAUGAGACGCAGGAGAGUUUGUUUACAAUCACCACAGCAGGAUAAUGACGACACUAAUCAACCCUCAUUGAAACUUAUGGGUAAUGAGUUUACUUUCCGUCAUGAGAUUCUUGUGUUUUCCCUCUGGUUGUUGCUGAAUAUUGAUCAUUUUGUACAAAACAAUCCUCGGUGGUUUUAACGCUGACGUAGACGGGUUUUAUCGAUCGCAGUCGAACACUGACCAAGACUUCCUCUGUCAUUUUCAUGUGUUGAAGCAUUUUGCGGUUUUGAGUCUUGAGUUUACUUUGAAGGUACUGAUCGUUUGAAUGUUGUUGUUUUGGCAUCUACACGUGUAUUUUGUGUUUUUCCACCAAACUGAGACAAAGAACUGUCCACAGAAUGUACUCGUCUUAUUAUCAAUGAGGUCAAGUCCUGAGUGUGAUUUUCAAAAAUGAGCAGAUGCAGGUUUGAAGGUGUUCUGUCGACGUCGGUGCGUCCACACCUUCGCCACGCGCCUAAAGAAACCAAAUCACUGUUCUGAAAUGGUCACAUUGUCUGACAGAGCCUGAUUGUGCAGAAGGUGGUGCAGGUCACGGAUUGUGAAGUAAAGUAAGUGUGUCACAGCAGGAAGGAGUCUGAGUUAAGCUGGGAAUGGAAACGUGUCGUUGGCAGCAAAUAAUGUACAGAAUUAUCUGUGUAUGACCUUUUUAUAUGUAUGUUUACUGUGCGUCACAUUCACACACCUUAGAAUUGUGGGAAAUUUACUGAACUCACACACGCACACACAAUCUCAACACCUUGUAAUUGUGUAUUAAAAAAAGAUGGAGCACUAAUUUGUAGUUGAAGGUUGAAUAUUAAUAAUAAUAAAUCUCUAGAAAGUCACAGUAAUAAUACUAAAUCCUUCAUGGUCUCAAUCUGUCACCUGUUUGUUCUCUGUCGUCACACACCAGUCAAAUGGACGUUCACGCUGUGUAGCUCAGUGAAAUGAAUCAGAAUUGUUGUAAAUAUUUAUCUUGAAUCUGUCGCAGGAGGAUUUUUCAUCCAAAGCUUCAGAUCAAAAAUCAGAUCUUUGUGUUUCUCCGGUGUCCAAAUAUUUAUGGCGAUCAGUACGUCCGCUCCGAGCCGGGGACGGACCAUGUAGCGCAUGUGUGGGUGGUGUGUAUGUGCUGGGGAGACUCCCAAUGUCAGCACCCGUGUCGCUGAUGAUGUGAAGAGGCCGACCUGGUUUUAUCAAAAGGUUCAAUAAAUAAAUUCCACUUUUCAAACG